Molecule: messenger RNA, 6428 nt
Organism: Chlamydomonas reinhardtii
Lineage: Eukaryota; Viridiplantae; Chlorophyta; Chlorophyceae; Chlamydomonadales; Chlamydomonadaceae
Exons: 8
Coding region: 513-4031 (1172 amino acids)
Source: RefSeq, a predicted model, not a curated record
ACUUCACCUUUUCGUGACGCCGAGUCCCGGCUAGGUGUCGCAGGCGGUGUGAACUUAGAUUGCAGCUACAUCACCCUACACAUACUAUAGGCAUAACAGAGCUACGUGUGUGACUACGCAUUGCUCGGAAACAACUCCGCCAUUCCGCAUUCGCGACUUAUGAUAAGCCAUUUCACAGGCGUUGUGUUCGCCGUAACCUUGUACAUGCCUACCUAUUCAUGCGCUAUGCGACGAUAGAGGACCCAGUGCGCUGAGCUCAGCGCGGGGGCCGAUGCACUCCGCAAGGCGGUUCUCCGCUACAUGGAGGAACCAGCAUGCGACAGCAAUGAAAAAGGCGCAAGCCAAUGUACGAGGAUUUGCGCUGGCGCUGUUCUUCUGCGCCCUUGGCUUGCCAGGUUUUCACGCGCACAGAGACCUUACGCUGGCUGGCCGUCAGCUUCAGCAGUCUAGUGGUAAGGCCGAGUUGGGUGACACGCGAACUCUUGCUCGGCUGUGGACGUCGAGCCUUCAUAAUGGAGUUAUUUGUGCGCGUCCUUGCGCCGUCCGCUUUUGUUCCUGCAAAGUGCCUGCGAUGGAAACAGCUCAAGUUGAUUGUGCUGAAGCCAUCAGCGCUGGAGUUCGCAGGUCAAGAGAUUGGGUUGCCGGUCAUUAUUGAUGACGGGGACUGCUCACAGCUGAAUGCGGACGACUACUCGCCCAUCAAGGGGCCAGACGGCUCUGUGCUUGGGUACUCCAUUCUGCGCAGUGGCGGCCCCAAACAGCCAGCCAACGGCACGCAGAGCGACGGCAGCACGCUGCUAGAACUAACGGUGGCGCUCACGGAGGCGAGCGGGCUGUAUUUUGCGCUGCCGGAGGGCGGGGCAGCUAGUGGCAACGUGGAGACGGCUAUCACCACCUUUAUGCCGCAGGACUGCCCCUUCAACCUGCCCACCAUCGCGCGCCAGAACGGCAUCGCGGACUGCUCCCGGCGCCGCAGCCGCCUCACAUUUGAUGUGCCCAGUGAACUGUUCAACUGUUCCUCAGCGAAUGAGUUUGUGGAGGGGUCGUCGAAGGUCUUCUUUCUGAUGGUGCGAGUGGAUCUAGCAGCUGCGCCGUGCGCGUCGGCGUCCAAAUGGCUGUGGGCGGGCAGUGACGCCAACGCCAUCCGCACCGGGUGCUCCUUCAUCACGGUCACCGCUACCUGCAAACCCACCACCUGCCCCGGCUUCAUAGCGCCGCCGGGCUCGCAGCUGUCCACCGACACGGGCGGGGGGACGGGCGCCAGCGGCGGGGGCAGCAACGUGGUUCUCAGGAGCACCAGCCACGACGAGGCCUGGAAAAAGGUGGUGCCGGCGGUGGCGGGCGGCGCGGCGGGCGCACUGAUCCUGGCGCUAGUGGUGGCGGGCGGACUCAUCUAUAGCGAGAAGAGCCGGCGGUACAAACGCCGCCUGGCGGCUCAUGCGAAGCGGCGGGCGUCGCAGCUGUACGGCGGCGGCGGCGGUUACUACGGCUCGCGUGAGUCGUCGUACACUAGCAGCAGCGGCGGCGACGGUGCCGCCGCCGCCGGUGGCGAGAUGCGGGACUACAGCACCAGCCGCAUGCUGCGCGCGGCGCACACGCACAGCCACAUGCCCGGGCACGGCGGCUUUGCGGGCUUCGACUUCUCCUUUUCGCCGGCUGUCGGGAAGCACGCCGCCAGCGACGCACACAUGCGGCGGAUGCGGUUGCACAGCGUGGCGGCGACCAACCAGCGAACGUUGGGCGCGGGCGGCAGCGGCGGCUCUGUCGUGGGUGGCUUUGGCGGCUUCACGGGCUUUGGCGGGCUGACCAGCCGGCAAGGCAGCACCAUGGGUAACGCGUUUUGGCAGACCGACACCACAAAAUUCAUGGGCGUGGAGCACCGCAAGCGCUCGGACGAACCUGACGAGCCCGAGCCGCCGGAGAAGGGCGUGCACUUCUUCCAGUCCAUCACCACGCGCCAGGCGCCAGGGGCCGCAAUCUUCGACACGGGCGCGCCCUCGCGCUCCAUCGUCAUUGGCGGCCGGCAGUGGGACCUGACGCCGGGGCGCGGCGGCGCGUUGGGCUUCUCGUCCUCCUCCGUGUCGGCCACGCCGGCGGGCGGCGGCUAUCCUCACAGCAUGUUUUCUCAGGGCAUGAUUAUGGAGGAGGUCGCACCUAUGGAGCCAACGGAGCCUGACGACGACGCCUGGGCGGACGCGCCCGACCUGCCGGGCCGCUCCAAGAAGCGCACGUCGGCAGCCGCGUACCGGGCGUCCCCGGAGAAUCCCAUCGCACAGCGCCUGGAGGCCCUCGCGGCGGCUGGCGCCGGCGCGGCGAUGCCGUCGGUUGUGAAGAUGCGGGGCCGGCCCUGGCUGGCGACUCAGCUGGAGACGAUUGAGAGCACUGGCGGCAGCGGCGCGCCGAGCAGCGGAGUGCCCAGCGGGCCACAGAGCAGCACAGGCAGCGACGCGCCGUCGUCACCGGCUGGAGCCGCGGGUACCGGCGGACGGCUCGGCUCCUAUGAGGGCGCAGGCGGGCUGGUGGCGAGGGCCGGCAGCGGUGCCGGCGCCGCCCGAGUGGGCAGCGGCUCACGGCUGCAGCGGCCGGGUGAGCCGCAGGUCCGCGGCCAAUCGCGUUUCAGCGUGUCAACGGUGGCGGACCCGACGGCGGGCGCCGCCGAGGUGGAGGCGGCCGGCGGCCCGGUCACUGGCACAUCGGUCCGCAGCCUGCGUGUGUCGUCACGGUACGACGAAGUGAUGAGCGGCAUGGUGGCGGCGGCGACGGCGGCGGCCGGUCCAGGGGCGCUGGAGCCACGCCAGCGCGCCACGCCACCGCAGCCGGCGGGCGAGGCGGCGUUCGUGGAGCUGGGCCGCACCUCGGAGCGCACCUCCUACAUGUCUGCCACGUCCGCGCUCACGCACACGGCCAGCGGGCUGGAGGACGAGCCGCCGCAGCUGCAGCUGCCGGACUGGGUGGCGCAGGGUCGCGCGGCGGCGCAGUCGCAUUACACCAGCAGCGCCGGCACGGAGCCGGGGCAGGCAGCGCAUGCGGAGGCGGAGCAGGCGGUGGCGACGGGCGUGGCGUCAGCGGGCGCCCUGGCGGCGGCGGCGGAGAUUGCCGCGCGUGGGAGGUUGUCGCCAGCGGGGCGGCUGGCGGCGCACAACCUACCGCUGCCGCCGUCACCGUCACGUUUCUCGGGGUUACAGCAGCUGCAGCAGCAACAGCUGCAGGAGCAGGCGCCGGCGCGCCACCCGGCGGCGCCGCAAUUCGGUCCAGGCGUGCGCAUGUUGCUGGAGGCAGAGCCGGGGCCCGGCGGCGAUCGCAGCGCGAGUGCCGGCGGCCGCGAUGCGCCCAGCACGCCGCGCGGCGCUGCGGUGCGGGUGUUGGAGAAGCCGCUGAGUCCGGGCCCGUUCGCGCAACUCAGCGCUGGCGGUGCUGCAGCUGGGGCGGGUGCAAACCCUGCCGAGUUCAGCGUAUUUGGUGAGGUGGCACCCGAGGUGGCGCUGGUGCUGGGCAGCCGCAGUGUGGUGUUUGACCAGAGCCCGGAGCUCCAGGCCGCACCCCCCGAGCCCGGGUCAGGAGCCAGCGGCUCCGCGAGUGGCGGCCUGUUGUCGCUGGUGCCUGGCCUGCAAGCAAUCCGCUCGCGAAUGAGCCGGCGGACCGAGGAGUCGCCGCGGCGGAGCGCCGCCGGUUACGGGACGCCUGGCUCCACUGGCAGCUCAGCCGGGCUGAGGCCCGCAGACAUCCCGCCAAUCCUGCGCCCGAGCGACGUCUCCCUCACACAGCUGCAGGAGAGCACCGCCACGCCAAACGUCAGCGUGCCACUGGACCAGCCGCAGCCAGACACCCAGGAGCAGGAGCUGCUGGCGGAGGGCGCCGCGGGCAGCGGCAUGGGCAGCGGCCUGUUUGGCGGGCGGCUGCUGUCACGGCUCACCGGGCGCAGCGGCGCGGGACGCUCGCCAACGCGCGGCUCCCGCACCGAGUCGCCGAGGCGGCGUGAGUUGUUGGAGCGGCCGCCGCCAGAGCGCCAGUUUGACCCCAAGGAGGAAUGACGGCUACAGCAAUGAUGGGACUGUGAUGACAACACGGCGCUAGGAUCCAGAAAUACCGUUUGCUUGUACGGGACUGUCAGGUGUGGGCUCUGGCCUCCGUGGGCUCAUCUGCACGGCUACGUGUGGGCGUCGCAGCGUCCACACAUGGGGUUGAGCAGGGGCAAACCCGUGGCGCAAACCAUGCAUGCUGAACAUGCAGCCAUGGCGGGCACCUAGAGUCUGUUCCCUCCUGCACACCAUGCUUACGAGGUUUAUACAUUUAUAGCGUGGGUCGUAUUGUGUGCUGCGCCACUGGAACGUGUGCGCCGCGGCCUGCAACAUGGCCGCCCGUACUGAACUCGCGUAUGUCAUUAUGCGGUGCCAAGUUGCAUAAGACCUCUGAGCAAACGCCGUGUGUGGCUGGCGGCCGUUCGGCCCGGUGCGCAGGCCCAAACUCCACUUCGAUGACUUCAGAGUGAUGCUGCCUAGGGCCACUGUGGGCCGUUUGGACGGCAUGCAGGCUGCGCGUGUGAGCGCUGAUGCGGGCAAUUGCUGUUGUUUGCGUGCAGCCUCCGAAAGGCGUGAUUUAUUCGCUAUAAUACUGAUGGUUUCCGCUCGAGCGCAGCGAGUUGUCGGAAACCAAGGUUUCCUGCGCUCGGAGUGUGCACAGUUGUGGGCCCCGAAGGGGCGUGGCGUGUGUGUGUUUGUUGUUUGGGGCCCAUGCGCGGCAUGGGCGGUGGGCCCGGUUAAGUAGCAGAGCGCUGUGUCGCGCUCGCUACUUUGCGAGUUUCGUUCUGUCAGUACUGACGCCGUCGUCCCUGGCUACGCUCUAUCUUUGCGUGGCUACACGGCGGUUCGGGCUCGCUUUGCCCGCGUAUAUUUUCUUUUUAUGCUUCUCUACUUCUCUGCUUCUCUGCGUUACCUUUCUUAUAUUGCUCAUGGCAGUUAAAGUAUCCGUCAGAGCACUACAGCAAGUUGACGAGUUCAAAUCAGCAGCUCGUUCGCUGGCGCCUUCGGCCAACGCGGUCAAAGAGUUUGGUUCGCCACCCGUAAUUCGUCUGCGACGAGGGAUUGCUUAUGGGGUUUCCGCUGCAUCUGAUGCUUGCUGAGAUGACCAGUCCUGCAUAGUGUGCUUGACUACUAGUUUUCACUGCGUGCCAGACCGGCUUUUUUCACUCGAUGUGCUCUUGACGAUGAUGCUAUCAGGAUCCUUAUUGUUCGCCGAGUUCGCCGCGCUGUUCGCCGAGUUCGCCCGUGAACCCCCUCCGCGGACCUCACUGCGACUCCCCAACCCGCCUCGUCGUGUCGCCGAGUUUGAGAGUCUUUUCGCCUUCGCGGACAUCGCAGCGGUAAGCCACUAGCUUUGGGCGUGGUUCAAGUGAUCAGCUGGCCUGGCCAAGCCGAACGUGAUACCCGGAUGACAACCAGCCACGCCCAGCUUGUCAGCCACAUAGUUUAGAGCUUCAUGAGAGUCCACUUGGUUAGUGUGGGGUUAUGUGUGUUGGGCUGGAUGUUUCUCGUGUGCUUCGUGCACGGCACGAUGGUGAACGCACUGGUGGUGCAUGUGCCCACCGGAGGGCUUAACAAAAAUCUUCGGGCACGGCCGCACGUUGUAGGUCAGUUGGGGGCUUGUACUUGGUCGGGUUGCAUGUGCUGGACUCGCCAGUCCGUUCGUAUGCCGCUGCCCACCGGAGGGCUGUACUCGGGUUGACUAUGCGCGGUACGACCGCCGGAUUAUUUGCAUGCUGAUCGCGAUAGGCCCACCGGAGGGCUUGGCUUGGUCGCGCGUGCGUAGGCGCGGCAUGUGUGACAUUGGCACACGCACGAGUACGGUAUCAUGCCUGCUGAGGGCUUGCGUGUGGGGUUGCGCGUGCUGGGCACGCUGAAUGCUUCGUAUGCACACUGCUGCCCACCGGAGGGCUGUACUCGGGUUGACUCUGCGCGGUACGACCGCCGGAUUUUUGCAUACUAAUCGCUUAAUUGUGCGAUAGGCCCACCGCAGGGCUUGGUUUGGUCGCGCGCGCGUAGUCGCGGCAUGUGUGACAUUGGCACACGCACGAGCAUCAUGCCUGCUGAGGGACUUGCGUAUGGGGUCGCGCGUGCUGGGCACGCUGAACGCUUCGUAUGCAUUGCAGAAUUGAUGCCGUGUGCGCGUGCGCAGCGCUUGGCGGCGCAAGGAUAUAGGAGCGCGGCAGGGUUCGAGCCCAAGCGGGUGCUUGUUGCUGCAGGCACAGGCCGCCAGGGGGACCAUGGGGGGGCACGCGAGGUCGCGGCAGUCCGAGGCGCAAUCGGUGUGUGUUUUAGCUCGAACUCAAAGACUCAUGCAAACACGCUAUGCAUGCGAGUCGCAUUGCUUUUUAGCGUGCACACGUGCGGCUGUAAACAGUAGUGCAGCUCGGGUUGUAAAGACAUGCUCGA